UUUUUCAACUACAUCAAAUCUUGGCUUCCUUCAUAUGAAUGGGAUUACUUUGAAAACAUCACUGGCACACCACCCACAGAAAAAUAUUAUAGCCUCUGUCUCAUUGACCCUGAGACACUCAGUAGGGAUGCUGUGGUCGUCAUCUAUGCCCUGGUCUUCCUGCUGAGCCUUCUGGGAAACUCCCUAGUGAUGCUGGUCCUUUUACACAGCCAGGCCAGCUCUGUCAAUGAUGUCCACCUGCUGAACCUGGCUAUGGCCGUCCUGCUCUUUGUCCUGACCUUGUUUAUCUGGGCCACUUCCAAGGCAAAGGGCUGGAUUGUUGGCACACCCCUGUGCAAGGUGGACUCACCCCUGAAGAAAGUCAACUUCUACAGUGGAAUUCUACUACUGGCCUGCAUUAGCGUGGACCGCUACCUGGCCAUUGUUCAUGCCAUACUCACUCUGACUCUGAAGCGGCACUGGGUCAAGUUCAUAUGCUUAGGUAUCUGGGCCCUAUCUCUGAUCCUGGCCCUGCCCAUCUUCGUCUUCCGUAAAACCUAUCAACCACCUUUAUCUAGCCCAGUCUGCUAUGAAGACCUGAGUGAUAAUACAUAUCAGCAAGGAGUUCUUGGCCAAGGAGAGCAGGCCUUCCUUUGUUGGCUCUUGUUCAGGGGACACUUCUACUACCCUCUAAGACCCCCGUUGCUGUUGUAG
Pipistrellus kuhlii (Kuhl's pipistrelle) is the source of this 693-nucleotide messenger RNA. Its product is annotated as C-X-C chemokine receptor type 1-like. Gene Ontology annotation, molecular function: G protein-coupled receptor activity. Gene Ontology annotation, cellular component: membrane. Gene Ontology annotation, biological process: immune response; neutrophil chemotaxis; G protein-coupled receptor signaling pathway. The record is from RefSeq and is a predicted model, not a curated record. Lineage: Eukaryota; Metazoa; Chordata; Mammalia; Chiroptera; Vespertilionidae.